UCAGUUAACCGCCGACACUGAGACGGGUCGCCGCCGGCCGUUUAACGUUCCUCGUUUAAAAUAAUAUGUGAGUGCGCGUUCUUUAUUUGAAAUCAUCACGCCAAAAACUUUUUUAAUAAGUAACUCACUAAUAAAUGAUAGAAAAUAUCAAUUUUAACUGAGUGUUAUACGACUUUUCAGAAGUUUUGUGAUUCUUUGAGUGCAAUGUAUAAACAAAUUGAUAAUCAAGUUUUGGUUUGAGCUUUAAGCCACAUCCGGCCGCUGUCGGUGGCGGGCGUGAUGGAGCACGCGCUGCAGCACCGCGAGCGCGUCGGCGUGCAGGACUUCGUGCUGCUGGAGGACUACCGCUCCGAGCACGCCUUCAUCGACAACCUGCGCAAGCGUUUCCACGAGAACAUCAUCUAUACAUACAUCGGCAACGUGCUGAUCUCGGUGAACCCGUACAAGAAUCUGCCCAUCUACACGGAGGAGAAGACCAGGCUGUACUUCAAGAAAGCCUUCUUUGAGGCCCCACCACAUGUGUUCGCGAUAGCUGACAACGCUUAUCGUUCAUUGGUGUAUGAACACAGAGAGCAGUGCAUUUUGAUUUCCGGUGAAUCCGGUUCAGGAAAGACUGAAGCGUCCAAAAAGGUUCUAGAGUUCAUCGCGGCGCGCACCAACCACCUCCAGAAUGUGGAAACCGUCAAGGAUAAGCUGCUACAGACGAAUCCCCUGCUCGAGGCCUUCGGCAACGCCAAGACUCACAGGAACGACAACUCCAGCCGCUUCGGCAAGUACAUGGACGUCCAGUUCAACUACGAGGGCGCCCCGGAGGGUGGACACAUCCUGAACUAUCUCCUGGAGAAGUCCAGGGUCGUCAGCCAGAUGUCCGGCGAGAGGAACUUCCACAUCUUUUACCAGCUGCUCGCGGGAGGCAGCGAGGAGCUGAUGAAGAAACUCCGAUUACAGGGAAGACCGGAAGUCUACAAAUAUACGCUAGAUUCUUCACCGUCAGUGGGUCAGAAGAUGAACGACGCUGAACAGUUCCGGACGGUGCAGGAAGCGAUGAAGGUGAUCGAGAUCGGCGAGCCCGAGCAGGAAGCGAUCUUCGAGAUCAUCGCCUCGGUCCUACAUCUCGGCAACGUGAAGUUCGUCCAGAAUGAUAAGGGCAACGCCGAGAUCCUCAACCAUGACGCGAACAGCGUCAAUGUUGCUGAGCUACUCAAAGUGAACAUCACGAAGCUUCGAGAAGCCCUAACCAGCAGAACCAUUGACGCUCGCGGCGACGUCGUCACCACGCCACUCGACCUGGAGCAGGCCAAGUACGCCAGAGACGCGCUGGCCAAGGCCAUCUACGACAAGCACUUCAGCUGGCUAGUCUCCAGGCUCAACUCCUCGCUCACUCCAAAGGAGAAGGACCCCAGAGCGUCCGUGAUGGGAAUCCUGGAUAUCUACGGCUUUGAAAUCUUCCCCAAGAAUAGCUUCGAGCAGUUCUGCAUCAACUACUGCAACGAGAAGCUGCAGCAGCUGUUCAUCCAACUGACGCUGAAGUCGGAGCAGGAGGAGUACCUGCGCGAGGGCAUCGAGUGGGAGCUCGUCGACUACUUCAACAACAUCGUCAUCUGCGACCUCAUCGAGCAGAAGCACAAAGGCAUUAUCUCCAUCCUGGACGAUGAGUGUCUGCGUCCAGGAGACGCGACGGAUGGCAGCUUCCUCGAGCGGCUGACGCAGCAGCUGGACGGCCACAGGCACAUCAAGUCUCACAGGAAGGUCGACACCAGGACACAGAAGAUCAUGGGGAGAGAUGAGUUCUGCCUGGUCCACUACGCCGGCGAGGUGACGUACAACGUGAACACUUUCCUGGAGAAGAACAACGACCUACUGUUCCGCGACCUGCAGAUGCUCAUGGCCUCCAGCGGGAACAAAAUUGUCGGACAAUGCUUCAAGGACAUGAAGCCGAACAGCAAGAAGCGUCCGGACACCGCCAUCACGCAGUUUAAGGUGUCCCUCAACGAGCUGAUCAAGAUCCUCAGCAGCAAGGAGCCCUCCUACAUCCGCUGCAUCAAACCCAACGACGCCAAGGCGCCCAUGCAUUUCGACGACAAGCUAGUGGGACACCAGGUGAAAUACCUGGGGCUGAUGGAGAACCUGCGCGUGCGCCGCGCCGGUUUCGCCUACCGCAGGACCUACGAGGCCUUCCUUGAGAGGUACAAGUGCCUGAGCCCGGCGACGUGGCCGAACUACCGCGGUCCGGCGCGCGAGGGCGUGCAGAAGCUGGUCGAGACCAUCCAGUACGAGAGGGAGGAGUACAGGAUGGGCAACACCAAAAUCUUCAUCCGCUUCCCGAAGACGCUCUUCGACACGGAGGACGCUUACCAGAUCAAGAAGAACGACAUCGCCACCAUCAUCCAGUCCCGCUGGCGCGGCUACUACCAGCGCAAGCGGUACCUGCAGAUGAAGCAGGCGGCCGUGGUCAUCCAGAAGUGGGUGAGAAGGUUCCUGGCGCAGCGCCUCAGGGAGAGGAGGAGGAAGGCUGCUGACGUCAUCAGGGCUUUCAUUAAAGGUUUCAUCACUCGCAACGGUCCGGAGACGCCGGAGAACCGGCGAUUCCUGGGCAUCGCGAAGGUGCACUGGCUUAAGCGGCUCGCCACGCGGCUGCCCACGUCGCUGCUCGACCCCUCGUGGCCGACCUGCCCCGCCACCUGCACUGAGGCCUCUCAGGAGCUGCGUCGCCUGCACCGCGCGCACCUGUCCCGCAAGUACCGGCUGGCGCUCUCGCCGGCCGACAAGAAGCAGUUCGAGCUCAAGAUACUCGCCGAGAAGAUGUUCAAGGGCAAGAAGAACAGCUACCCGGGCAGCGUCCGCGAGCGGUUCGUGGACGACCGACUGUCGGAGGAGCUGCGCGUGCUGCGGAACACCUUCAUGGCCUCGCCCACCUGGCCCACGGGGGAGAAGCUCAUCUACUCGUGCGAAGCGGUGAAAUACGACCGUCGCGGGUACAAGCCGCGGGCGCGGGCGCUGCUAGCGUCGGACAAGGCGCUGUACGUGCUGGACCCGUCCAAGCGGACGUUCAAGCUGAAGCACCGCCUGCCGCUCGACCGCCUGCGCGUGGUGCUCACCACGGAGACCGACAGCCUCAUACUGAUCAAGAUCCCGCAAGAUCUCAAGAAGGAUAAGGGCGACCUGAUCGUGUCGGUGUCUCACCUGAUCGAGGCUCUCACAAUCGUCACCGACCACACCGGCAAACCCGACAUCGUCGAAAUUGUCGACACCAACACGAUCGCCCACAACCUGGUGAACGGCAAGCAGGGCGGCACCAUCGAGGUGACGACGGGCGCCGCGCCCACCAUACACCGCGCCAAGAGCGGCAACCUGCUCGUGGUUGCUUCACCCUAGACCAGUAUUCGAGAUCGACCCGAGCGCCCUCUACCUUCUUAUUAUAGUCAUUAGUUUUAAAAGUUUAUAAAGCUAAAUACGUACUAACCACUAACGACAUACGUAUAGUCCUAGAAGACGAACAAACUUUUAAUUUGAAAUUCGAAACGAAAAUUAAAUUAUUAAUACAUUUUAUAUUUUUCACAUUUUGUCAAUAAUCAUGUAAAAAUGUAUUUAAUUUUAUUGUAAGGCAUCUUUUAUUAGUUAAUUUUACAUUAUAAAUGUACUACAGGUAUCGUACAAAGUACUUAGCAUUUUCGCCAUAUUAUUUUGACUGCCAACUUACUUUUAGUAAGCUUAACAAUCGUAAUUAUAAAAAUUUAAUCAGCAUAAAAAAAUAAAGUUACAAACUAGAAUCUUAUGCGAGUAAGCCCUUAUCAAUAACGUACUUUAAAGGAAGACAAUUUACCAAAUGAGAUUUAUUUUGUAUUUUGAUGACGUGUCUUUCUAUACAUGUGAUGACUACAGGGUCUACAGGCUAACGCGUGCCUUAUACAGUAAGACAGUUCCUUUAUAGUCAUUUUAAUAAAUGUUUUGAUAAUACAGAA
Messenger RNA from Aricia agestis (brown argus), 3962 nucleotides. It is a transcript of the gene Myo61F, whose product is annotated as unconventional myosin IC. Lineage: Eukaryota; Metazoa; Arthropoda; Insecta; Lepidoptera; Lycaenidae. Gene Ontology annotation, biological process: actin filament organization; vesicle transport along actin filament. The record is from RefSeq and is a predicted model, not a curated record. Gene Ontology annotation, cellular component: vesicle; cytoplasm; actin cytoskeleton. Gene Ontology annotation, molecular function: actin filament binding; microfilament motor activity; ATP binding. The transcript is spliced from 21 exons. Bases 280 to 3375 code for a protein of 1031 amino acids.